GUCGGAAGUUUAACAUUGAUGGACCGGCAACUCGUCGUCCAGUCGAUUUUAAAGAAUUCUUAUCAAAUGAUGACAAGAAGAUACAGCUUUGUAACCUCUUACUGCGCGUAUGGGGUAGUCAAACGGCAGCAUCCAGACUUGAGAGGUGUGGAACAGCAAUAGUAGUCGUUAGUGGCAGGGCAUACAAAUUGCAAACAACUAACAAUGAGGUGAAGACAGAGGAAAUUCACAGCUUGGCUUCAAAUCAAGAGGAAACAGAUACCAGAGUGGUCCUGUAUAUGCACUAUGGUGCAAAGCUCGGAUACAAGUCUGCCACAGUUCGAACUCCUGAUUCUGACAUAUUUUUUAUAAGUCUCCACCAUGCAACAUCUGUGCCGCUGACAAUCUUUCUUGAUGUUGGUACAGGGAAACAGAGAAAGGUGCUGAACAUCAGUGAACUAUCAGAAGCUCUAGGUGUCAACUAUUGCGCAGCCCUCUUAGGUCUUCACGUUUUCACUGGAGAAGAUGUGACAAGUGCAUUUAAGGGCAAGGGAAAGAUAAUACCACUCAGAAAGUUACAAAGUUAUCCAAAAUAUCUAGAAACAUUCAGGACGUUGGGAGAUGCAUGGGUAAUGGCGGAUGAAGUGAUACAAAUGCUUGAAGCAUUUGUUUGUUUGAUAUAUGGAUUCCCAAGGGAAAAAUCUGUAAACACAUGCCGAGCACUUCUUCUAAAGAAAAUGGUUGGAGAAGACGAAGUUUUGACUGUUAAGUCUAAAGUUGACCUUUCAAGGUUACCACCUUGCCAGGACAACCUAUGUCAGCAUGUCUUCAGGACAAACUAUCGUCUUGCCAUAUUGAAGAAGGCCAACAACUCCACAAUCGAGUGUCCAGAACCAUUUGACGAUAAUCAAGGAUGGAUUGUAAAGAACAAUGUGUUGGAGCCAUUAUGGGCCAAGGGUCCAAUUCUGCCUUCAAGUUUAAUUGACAUUCUGGGCCAUGUGAACACAGAAUUUGAUGAGAAAGAAGAAGAUGAGGAAGAUGUUGACUUCCUAGAACUGGAAAUGAUACUGUCAGAUGAGGAGUAA
This is a messenger RNA of Dreissena polymorpha, 1064 nucleotides long. RefSeq lists its product as uncharacterized. NCBI's taxonomy places the organism in Eukaryota, Metazoa, Mollusca, Bivalvia, Myida, Dreissenidae. The transcript is spliced from 4 exons. The record is from RefSeq and is a predicted model, not a curated record. The coding region runs from base 279 to 1064 and encodes 261 amino acids.